GUACAGUUGCUUCGAAUUUUGAACUUUAAUCUUUGGCUACCCCCAGGAAACAGCAACCAACCUCCUCACUUUCGCCAUGGCCCCCAAGCUCGAUCCCAACGAAAUCAAGAUCAUCUACCUACGGGCAACAGGGGGUGAAGUUGGUGCAUCUUCAGCACUUGCCCCAAAAAUCGGUCCUCUCGGUCUGUCGCCCAAAAAAGUCGGAGAAGAUAUUGCUAAAGCUACCUCUGCAUGGAAGGGUCUACGCGUGACUGUUCAGCUUACCAUCCAGAAUCGGCAAGCAGCAGUCUCUGUUGUUCCUUCUGCCUCCUCCCUCGUCAUCCGGGCGCUCAAGGAGCCUCCCCGUGACCGGAAGAAGGAGAAGAACAUCAAGCACUCGGGCAAUGUCACUCUUGACGAGAUUUUCGAAAUCGCCCGAACGAUGAAGUCAAAAUCGUUAGCAAAGGACUUGGCUGGUGGUGCGAAGGAGAUUCUCGGCACGGCCCAGAGUAUUGGCUGCACGGUGGAUGGCCAGCCCCCACACGAUGUCAUCGAUGGUAUCAACUCGGGGGAUAUUGAGGUGCCGGAUGAAUAAAAGAUCAUCGAACAUAGGGUUCGAUUCAGUAUUUUUAUAUCCGCCAUGUUUUUUUUUUGACAUUACUGCAUACAUCCAAACGCUCACAUACGCAUUGCACUGGAGAAAGAAUCUUGAGAGGGUCACGUUUUCCAUAGUCGCGCUGGCCCGCGUCUCAAAGGCCAUCAUCAGAAAACUCACAUCAAAUGAGUGAAAGUUAAGUAUGGCUGUGAUAAAUCGAGAGCAUCGUAUCAUGACGUAGGCACAAAACUCAGCUAAUAGAUUGAUUUUUAAACACGUGA
Messenger RNA from Suillus bovinus, 855 nucleotides. RefSeq names its product ribosomal protein L11. The record is from RefSeq and is a predicted model, not a curated record. Gene Ontology annotation, cellular component: ribosome; cytosolic large ribosomal subunit. Gene Ontology annotation, biological process: translation. Gene Ontology annotation, molecular function: structural constituent of ribosome; large ribosomal subunit rRNA binding. NCBI's taxonomy places the organism in Eukaryota, Fungi, Basidiomycota, Agaricomycetes, Boletales, Suillaceae. The transcript is spliced from 4 exons. The coding region runs from base 77 to 574 and encodes 165 amino acids.